Molecule: messenger RNA, 1265 nt
Organism: Hevea brasiliensis (rubber tree)
Lineage: Eukaryota; Viridiplantae; Streptophyta; Magnoliopsida; Malpighiales; Euphorbiaceae
Product: flavonol sulfotransferase-like
Exons: 1
Coding region: 72-1106 (344 amino acids)
Biological process (GO): sulfation
Cellular component (GO): cytoplasm
Molecular function (GO): sulfotransferase activity
Source: RefSeq, a predicted model, not a curated record
AAAACAAAGCCUCAUCCUCAGAACAAACAGCUGCCUCUAUAUAGUUCUUGAUAGGCUAUUUGCUUCUUUUCAUGGAGCCAACUUCGAUUUUCAAGAAGGGUGAUGCUCCUGAUUCAGGAACCGACAAGUCUCUAAGAAACCUUACAAAAUAUAAAGAGAUCAUCUCAACCCUUACUCAAAAACGUAGCUGGCUUCCAUCUCAACCACUCCACGAAUACCAAGGAUUUUGGUGCUAUCCAACUUUCCUGGAAGGCAUCAUGUCAGCACAAGAACACUUCAUAGCUCAACCUACAGAUAUUUUCACUUGCACCCAUCCAAAAUGUGGCACCACUUGGCUUAAAUCCCUGUGUUUUGCCGUUUUGACAAGAAGAAAUUUCAGUGAUUCCUCCUCAAACCCUUUACUCACCGAGUCGCCACAUGAAAUUGUACCCUGGAUUGACUUUUUAGCUUCCAGUGGCCAAACUAGAGACCCCGAACUUCCACUUUUGGCCACACACAUUCCCUACACGUCCUUGCCCGAGUCCAUUGUAGAGUCCAACUGUAAAAUUAUUUACACCUGCAGGGAUCCCAAGGAUGUGUUUAUUUCGCUGUGGCAAUUUGCUGGCAUUGUGAGCGGUUCAAGAGCAGAAGACUUUCCACUGGAGGAGGCAUACCAGCAAUUUUGUGAAGGAGUCCAUCCUUACGGUCCUUAUUGGGAUCAUAUUCUAGGGUAUUGGAAAGCACACCUUCAAUUUCCAGAUGGAGUGCUCUUUAUCAAAUAUGAAGAUCUAAAGAAUGACACCUUCUCCUAUGUGAAGAGAAUGGCAGAGUUCAUGGGAUGCCCUUUCUCCAUGGAAGAAGAGAGUCAAGGAUUGGUGCAAAAAAUUGUCGACUUGUGCAGCUUUGAGAGUCUGAGCAAUUUGGAGGUGAAUAAGAGUAAAAAGCGGAGCUCUGCAACAGGACCUUUCAAGCUUCAAUACGAUGCAUUUUUUAGGAAAGGUAAGAUUGGGGAUUGGGAGAACUAUUUGACAGUUGACAUGGCAGCUCAACUUGACCAAAUAACCGAGCAGAAGCUCAGUGGAACUGGCUUGUCUUUCCCAACUUCAUAUAACAGCCCUGUGUCAUAAUUUUAUGUGGUUUGGUUCUUCCAUUGAUGCUCUUAUAGUGUAGAAGGCUUUCAGUCAUUAUCUAUAUAUAGUUUUCAAUAAAUUAAAUUUGAAUGUUGAUCAUUCUUCUACGAUGAACCUAAUUCUCCCAAAAUAAACAGAAAUUUCUUACUAUUUUCA